Messenger RNA from Owenia fusiformis, 1181 nucleotides. Lineage: Eukaryota; Metazoa; Annelida; Polychaeta; Sabellida; Oweniidae. The record is from the annotation of a GenBank genome assembly.
UGGAAAAAACUGCUUAUACAGCCCAAACAACAAACAGUGCAGCGCGCACGAUUACUGUGCAUGAUAACUCAAAAAAUGAAAUCAUUGCACUUAUUUUCUUAUGCAUUGUAAUUAUCAUAACUAUUUUUGUCUUGAACUUUGUGAUCAUUAAACGUGUUAAUGAAAUUAAUAACAAGAUGCAAAAUGAAUUGAUCAAGGUGCAAACAGAACCCCUCAUAGAAGGUACCAUGCAAACAAUACCCCUCAUAGAAGGUACCAUGCAAACAGAACCCCUCAUAGAAGGUACCAUGCAAACAGAACCCCUCAUAGAAGGUACCAUGCAAACAGAACCCCUCAUAGAAGGUACCGUGCAAACAGAACCCCUCAUAGAAGGUACCAUGCAAACAGAACCCCUCAUAGAAGGUACCAUGCAAACAGAACCCCUCAUAGAAGGUACCGUGCAAAAAGAACCCCUCAUAGAAGGUACCGUGCAAACACUGUCACAAUGUCAGCUUGGUGUGUAGCGGGAGAAAGGCGGAUGGUAUAUAUUGAGUCAGUAUAGAUCUGAAACGGAUUUGAGAACUCCUGGAAAAGUGGAAUCACAACACCAGUGAAUUAGAAAGCUAAGUAGAGUAUUCCGAAAUAAAUUUUAUAAAUAAUUUUACAAACAAUCGAAGUGCAGAAGAGACAUAGAAAAAGUAAUUUGCCACUGUGUUCAUGUAACGUAAACGUCAAGGAAGAUUGGAUUCCAGAAUGCAAUCUCACGCGAGCCACGACAUGGGUGUAGAUUUUGUCAAAAAGAGAUAAUACUAAUGCCUGGCUAUUUCAGAGGCGGAUCCGGGGGGGGGGCAUGGGGUCCGCCCCCGAUCCGCCACCGAUUUCUAUCUUGAAAUGUUCAAAACGAUUGUUCUGAUGGAAUAUGUUUUUGUAGUGAUAGCUUGUUUUAUAAAAAAUACUACAAUCGGUUAUUUAUGUUGUAGAUUUGGCAGGUGUACCUAUCAUGAAGUCAUCUGGUUCACCAAGUAUGGUUCAAGCCAAGUCAUCAUGGUUCAACGAUGAGGUAGUUCAAUGUCCUAAACAGACAACAUGGUCAUGGAGCUCAGUUUUCUAGUCUUAAGGUAUUCUUGAUCUGAACGUUAAACCUUCGACAGCGGAUACGAUAGGGUGUCAGAAUUUCCCGGAAUGUAUUUGAUAAAACCUUU